AUGGCAUAUAACCUCGAUUCCCGAGUGUAUGUACUUAAAGGCGCAGGCUCUAAUGACGGAUAUGUUUGGCUACUUGGUCUCUGUUUGACACAGAGAAAGGACGGGAGGAACCCCAGUGGUCAAAGGGAGCUUCUUGGCCACAGCGACACACAUCCUACAUCAUUAAUGGGUGCUGAGACUCCCGGUGCACACUGCCCAUUCCACGAGCUGCUCAUGCCAUGGUGCCUCAAGGUAAAAGAUGCUCAUGCUUGCGUUUCGGCUCCAUGUGCACACACACACAUGUGCACACACACACCCGCGCAGAGCAGUACAGCAAGUAUACAGGGGCACCCAGUUGCUACACCUAUUUUUGGCAAAAAGAGAGCUUCAAAUGAAAUAAACGAAUUGAUAACUCCGCUCUGCUCGAGGCAGUGCCAUGGGCAAUUCAAAGAACCUGGAAGGGGCCCUCUCUCACCUUUACCUGGGGGCCCCCCCAAAGGGGAGAGAGGGCCCCCAGUAGAGGCGCGCGGCUGCUCUUUGCGGGCUCUUGGCUUGUGGCCUUCCGCCUUGCCUGAGCCUCGUCAAAGGGCGUUUCGCCUCUGCUGCACUGUGCAAAUUCCCAGGGGGGUUGAGGCUAAGCGCGCGCAUGCGGCAGCAGCAGACAGCUGCAACACCAACAGGCUCUCAGAAGCAUCGCGGGUAGCAGCAGCCACAGCUGAAGCAGCUUCAGCAAGAGCAGCACAAGGGCCUGCCUCCGUUCCAACGUUGCAUGCCGCUAAACGCCUCGCGUUUGCCAGCGCUGAGAGGCAGCCGCGACAGCCUUGGAACCACAAACAACGGCCAGCAUCUGAAAGAUUGUCGUUGGAAUGGCACUUGCUAGGCAUUCCCGUCUUUGCAGUGGUUGACUCCACCGGAAGCCCGUUUGUCUUUUCCGAAGAACGCGCACCUCGCAGCAGGAGCAGAAGGACUUACUGGGAUCGCUUGAGAGGAAGAGGCCCCCCCCUGAAGAGUGACCCCCCACGGCUCGUGCAGAAGGGCCUCCUCUUUUUUGAUGCAAAUGAGGCUUUUGCAUACCUCCACCAGCUCCUAAAGACCUCCCCCCACGUGGACGCACGCGUCGCUGUGCUCUCUCUCUCCCGUGUUUUUCCUGAAUUUCGCCGACAGUCGCGCCUCCUUCUGAGGCUUCCGCCCGACGAUGCCUCCCACAAGGCCCCCAUUUUGGAGCAGCGCCAAGAUCACGAGGCCCUUUCCCCCCUCUUUCAGUGGCUUUUUGUGCCCUCUAGACGCGCUACUGUCCACGCUAGGCAGAUACGGCGCGCUCUCGGGGUCCCCCUCUUUUACAGGCGUGAACUCCGCAUUCUGCGGGGAGGGAAGUCAAUUCUUCCGCUUUUCUUCGACCUCGAAGACCUGCAGAGGACUUGGAAAGCAGCAUGCGCUGGGAACGGGGGUGCCAGCAGUUGCUCGAGCAGUAACGAAGGCGAUGACAAGGCGGGCGUGGAGAUUGUGGAUUUCUUGGACUUGCUCCUGAGAGCGGCUCUAGAGCCGCAGUCUGCUGCCUGCGCUCAGGGAGACUUGUCGAACGGCGCUGUGACACCUGGGCAGCAGCACCAGCAGGGGAAGCAGCCUCAGCAGCCACACCUCCUGGGGAAGCUGCUAGAGGAGGGUCUGUGGGGGCUUGUUCCGAGCACUGUGGCGCUGGAGCAGGUAGAGGCCCUAAAGAAGGGUGGCACACGGCCCGCAGUCCUCCACACGUCUCCAGACGACUAA
This is a messenger RNA of Cyclospora cayetanensis, 1746 nucleotides long. RefSeq lists its product as uncharacterized. The transcript has 7 exons. The record is from RefSeq and is a predicted model, not a curated record. Gene Ontology annotation, biological process: protein transport. Lineage: Eukaryota; Apicomplexa; Conoidasida; Eucoccidiorida; Eimeriidae. Bases 1 to 1746 code for a protein of 581 amino acids.